AAAACACCGUUUCAACAAAGUCGAUUUUAAUACAAUUCAUCAAUUCAUAUACGUAAUCAGUCAAAUAAGUAUCUAAUAUGCAGUUUAUAGUAAUAGCAUUAAUUUUACAAGUCUGUUUAGGGCAAGACAUCAACGACAACAGUUUUCCCGAUGACUUUAUGUUUGGCACAGCCACUGCUGCAUUUCAAAUUGAAGGAGCUUGGAAUGAAGAUGGAAAAUCUCCAAGUAAUUGGGACGUAGAUAUCCACAACAACAACAGCAUAGUGGCAGACGGCAAUAACGCAGACAUCGCCUGCGAUUCUUAUCACAAAUACAAGGAAGAUGUAGCGAUGAUGAAAGCAAUGAACAUGAAUCACUACAGGUUUUCCAUCGCCUGGACCAGGAUAUUACCAAACGGAUACGGCGGCGAAGUCAACCAAAAGGGAAUAAACUACUACAAAAACCUCAUCAAGGAGCUCCAACUCAACGACAUCCAACCGUUCGUCACCAUAUUCCACUGGGAUCUUCCGCAGACGCUCCAGGACUACGGCGGUUUGCUCAACGACUCUUUCGUCGAUUGGUUCUCCGAGUACUCGACGGUGCUCUUCCGGCAUUUCGGGGACGACGUCAAAUGGUGGAUAACCUUCAACGAGCCGCAGUCCGUUUGCUCGGGGGGCUACGGGGCCGGUAUCGUGCCGCCUUUAAUCAAGUCCCCGGCUAUUGGAGAGUACCAGUGCGUUCACAAUCUGAUCAAAGCCCAUGCGAAAGCUUGGCGCAUUUACGAUCAACAAUUCCGAAAAACACAGAAAGGUAAAGUUUCCAUAUCAUUGAACACCCAUUCGCAUCUGCCAGCGACCGAUUCCAAAGAGAACCGAACGGCGGCCGAAACGCAACAACUCUUCCAGUUGGGCAUCUACGCCAAUCCCAUAUACCUGGGCGAUUAUCCGGAGAUAGUGAAAACCCGCAUAGCGGCCCGCAGCAAGGCGGAGGGCAGGAGCCAGUCUCGUCUACCGGCGUUCACCCGAGACGAAAUCGACUUCAUCAGAGGAACUUACGACUUCUUCGCGUUGAACGUUUACUCCGCUUACCUGGUAAAUAGCAUAGCCGAACCGCCUGUUACGGAUCCGCCCUCGAAUUGGGCCGAUAUCGGGGUGAAUACCUAUCAACCCGAUGACUGGGAGAAGACUUCGGCGGAGCAUAUCAAAGUUGUUCCUUGGACUAUUCGGCCGUUGUUGAAUUGGAUAGCCAGCCACUACAACAAUCCUGGGAUUGUUAUUACGGAAAACGGGUAUCCGAGCUGGAAUGGCGACAAGGAUGAUAGAAGACUUUAUUAUAUUAAGAACUACUUGAGUUACAUUAGAACUACUAUGGAAGAAGACGGUGUGAAGGUGUUGGGAUACACUGUGUGGACUCUAUUGGACAAUUUCGAAUGGACUUCCGGAUUCACUCAGAAAUUUGGUUUGUACGAAGUAGAUUUCAAGACGCUAAAGCGCACGAGAACUCCCAGGCCUUCGUCGAUUUUCUACGGUAAAGUGAGUAAAACUAGGUGCCUUGUGGAAAAAUGUAAAUAAAUUGGAAAGCUAUGAUUACUUCUGUAUACUGGAGUAUUA
Phyllotreta striolata is the source of this 1589-nucleotide messenger RNA. The record is from the annotation of a GenBank genome assembly. Lineage: Eukaryota; Metazoa; Arthropoda; Insecta; Coleoptera; Chrysomelidae.